Molecule: messenger RNA, 906 nt
Organism: Scaptodrosophila lebanonensis
Lineage: Eukaryota; Metazoa; Arthropoda; Insecta; Diptera; Drosophilidae
Product: atrial natriuretic peptide receptor 3
Exons: 4
Coding region: 1-906 (301 amino acids)
Molecular function (GO): signaling receptor activity; peptide hormone binding
Source: RefSeq, a predicted model, not a curated record
AUGUUUCCAUCCCGCAAUACCAACAACAACAACAACCGUAGACACACUGUUAGUGGUAUUACUAGCAUAAGGAUAAUUGUAUAUUUGACGUUACUGUUCCUGAUCUCGUUGCCCGCCACCUUAGCCAAAUGCCGUGACGAACGUCCGCGGAGCUGUGAAGCGAUUUGUGCCACCGGUGAUCCGACACGAAAUUGCACAAUACGGGCAUUGGUGCUCCUGCCCGAUGACAACAUGUAUCAGGCCUCUCUGCCGCGUGUCCUUCCCAUUCUGAAGGUGGCGGAACAGCAGCUGCGCGCAAAGUCCUUGAUACCACCGCAUAUAGACUUUGAGUGGCUGCCCCACAACACCAAAUGCGAUGCUUCGCUGGCUGUCAUUAAGGCCAUGGAUGGGGUCAUCAAGCAGUGUGCUCAGGUCAUAUUUGGGCCAGUCUGCGACUAUUCGUUGGCUGCUGUCAGUCGCAUAACUAAGUACUUCAAUAGUGAGGGCACACCACUCAUAACCGUUGGUGGCUCCACUUACGAUUUCGAGCAGAAGAAAACCGAUUGCAGUGAUGAGUUCUAUAUGCUGUUACGCACAGGAAUGCUGAGUUUCGAGACCAUCUCCGAAUUGACCAUAAAUGUCAUGAAACGCCACAACUGGUCGCAUUCAAUUUUCUACUAUGAGGCGAAUGGUCAACGGAGCGUGGCCGGCAAGCACACCUGCUUCCUAAUGAUGAAAUCUCUGGGCAAACAAAUGCGCAAGGAGAACAUGACGUUUGCACAAUAUCCUCUGGAGCCGAACACGACACACGAUAUGCGGAUGGAGGAAAUGCGUCGCGAAAUUGGCAAUAAACAUGCAACGCUGCUAAGCCAUAACAGAAUGAAGCUUCUCUGUAAAGCUUUCAGAGUACUGUUGUAUGCGCUGUAA